Messenger RNA from Eublepharis macularius, 2483 nucleotides. Its product is annotated as zinc finger protein with KRAB and SCAN domains 7-like. Bases 185 to 1963 code for a protein of 592 amino acids. The record is from RefSeq and is a predicted model, not a curated record. The transcript has 6 exons. Lineage: Eukaryota; Metazoa; Chordata; Lepidosauria; Squamata; Eublepharidae.
CUUUGAUGGGAAAGUUGCCUUUGAAUCGCACAAGCGCCAGAGCAAGGCCGGGUGGCUCCUGUGGGCAGGGAGAAGCGUGUUUUGCUAGGAAGAAGCCCCAGCAAAACUCGUCCUGAGCUGCAUCACAGUGAAGCGGGUACCGGCAUUGAAAGUGUGUUCAGUAGUGCCAGGCGAGCUGAGGAAAAUGGCAACGGGGCAUGGAGAUGCAUCUGCACAGCGUGUCAGCUUGGACUGUGUACAAGAGCAGCGUGCAAAGAGGCCCAGAGUGGACCCAGAUGGAACAGGUCAUCUUGUUGCCCAAGCUGAGAGCAUGAGGGGAUUCAGGGAAGGGAUUGUCCCAGAACAUGUGAAACAAGAACCAGAAGAAGGGCUGCAGCAGCAGUGGGAAGCCCAGUGGCAGCCGUUCCUGAAGGUAGGGGAGACCAUCAGCUCAGGAGAGGGACACCUGGAACUGCAGGAACAAGCAGGCUGUUCUCAGUCCUCCCUUAAUGCAAGUCAACAGCUUAAGGGACGUGAAGGCCCCCAGCUCCUUUUGGGCUCCACCAAGACACUUCAACAGCAGGGAGACACCACGUUAGUCAUGGACAAGAUGGGCCGCAAGACGGUGAAGGAUGAGUUCCCAGAUGAGGUGGUACAUGAGGAAGUGAUCCGAGGCGAGGAUGCUGCUGGCUGGGAUGCAGAGCGCCAAAGAUUCCGGCAGUUCUGCUACUAUGAGGCCAUGGGACCCAGGUUGGUCUCCCACAGGCUCUGGACUCUUUGCCGUCAGUGGCUGCAGCCUGAGAGACGCACCAAGGAGCAGAUCCUGGAGCUGGUGAUCCUGGAGCAGUUUCUGGCUAUCCUUCCCCAAGAAAUGCAGAGCUGGGUGAAGCAGCAUCAGCCAGACAGCUGUCCGCGGGCGGUGGCCCUAGCAGAGGGUUUUCUGCUGAUCCAGAAGCAAGAGGUUCCAGGGCUGUUCCAGGAGAAGGCAGCCAAUUUCCCCAAGGCAGAAAAGCCUCUGUUAGACUCCUGCCAGUGGCUGGGGCUCAAGAAAGAGAUCAAGCAGGAGGACGACAGCAAUCCCGUCAUGCCAGUGUUGUGUGGUGGUCCGACCGUGAGUGAGAUCAAAGAGGAGACUUUAAGCCCAGAAGACUCUCCUAUGAAAGCACCUGCGAGAGCAGCAGAAAGAGGUCAGCAAAAUAUUGGCUUUCCAGGCAAGUCCGCAUUCGUUGUACUUCCAAAAGAAGAAUCAGGAACAAUCUCUAAACCAGGUGGCGGGACCAUGAGUAAGAUCAAAGAGGAGAAUCUAAGCCCAGGAAACUCCCUCAUGGAAGCGCCUGAGACAGCUGAAGGACCAUCCCAGCAGACUAUUUCCUCUUCAAGUGAGUUUGUGUUAGUCAGACUUCCUGAAGAACUAGGAAAAAUCUCUAAACCAGGGACUGAUUUCUGUUCAGAUUCUCUCUCCUCUGCAAUUGACAAGAGGGCAGCUGAGAGGGUGGAAGAGAAACAGGGAAGAUCAGGAGGACUGAAAGUGAGUGGGCUGGUGCCGGGAAGAGAGGAAGAGACCAGAGGGGCCUCUAGACAAGUGCUCACAGAGGAAAGAGAAGAGGUCUGGACUGGCUAUGGGAAAACCUUCCGCUGUAAAUCUUUCCUUACGCCAAAUGUAGAAACUCCUGCCACCAGCAAGAUCUACCAGGGCAAACACUGUGACUCGAGAUCCAUUCUUGAUCAUCAGAAGAUACACACAGGAGAAAAGCUGUAUGAAUGCAUAUAUUGCGGGAAAACCUUCAGUCAGCGCAUUCACUUUGACAACCAUGAGAAGAUCCACACAGGAGUGAAGAAGAUCCCCAUAAGUGAGAAUCUAUACAUAUGCUCGACGUGUGGGAAGAGCUUUGCUCACUAUUCAACCUUGGUGGCCCAUAAAAGGAGCCAUGGGAUAGAAGAGCCCGAUCCUGCAAGUGCUAGAGAAGCUUCAAUGACGGAUUGAGCAGGAUUUACCUUCCCAAGCGUUGGUCGAGCCUGAGGAAACAUAAAACAACCCAUACAGGAGAGGGGCCGAUUGGCAGGGAACUCAUUGCACAGCCAUUGGGGCAAGUCCUUGGAGGACUCUCUGCAGCCUGUAGAUGUUUGAGCCCAAAGACAACAGAGAUCAUAAACUUACUUCCAAAUUACAUAUUCUUGAACUGAAAUUUCCAUGCUAGCCAUUUAGUCUGUAACUAGACACGAUCCCUUCACUCUGUUUUUCUACAUAAUGUUUUUGCCAACCUGUUUGCAUUCCAGUGUUCCCCCCCCCAUCGUUUUUUUAGGCCUGGCUUUUGGCAAGUUUUUGAAACUUAAACCACAGUUGCAGUACCAGCCAGUGUGUAUCAAUCAAGCACUGCUGGAAUUUCCUGGAGUUACUGUCCCUUUUAUGGUUUCCUCUAUAUUUGGUCAGACAUACUGUGUAUGUUGUAUAUAGUUUUGUGUGUGUGUGUGUGUGUGCCUGUGUGUAGUUUUGUUUUGGUUUC